Molecule: messenger RNA, 1754 nt
Organism: Saimiri boliviensis boliviensis (Bolivian squirrel monkey)
Lineage: Eukaryota; Metazoa; Chordata; Mammalia; Primates; Cebidae
Gene: KRT78
Product: keratin 78
Biological process (GO): keratinization; intermediate filament organization
Cellular component (GO): keratin filament
Molecular function (GO): structural constituent of skin epidermis
Source: RefSeq, a predicted model, not a curated record
GCACACACCUUGACAAUCCGUCUGUCGGUCUGCAGCUGUGCUGUGCGACUGCCUGUCUCUGCCAUGCCUCUCUCCCCGUGCCGGCCCCAGAGGGGCUUCAGCACUCGCUCAGCCUGUUGCACUCGCUCAAGGGGCUGUAGCAGUGUUGGCUUCAGCAGCAGGAGCCUUAAUUCCUUUGGGGAGUGCCUGGGGGGCUCUCAUCGGAGCACCUGGGGGUCAGGGGGAAGGCUGGGGGUGCGGUUUGGGGAGCAGAGUGGUGGGCCUGGGCUUUCCCUGUGCCCUCCGGGGGGCAUCCAAAAAGUGACCAUCAACCAGAAUCUGCUGACCCCACUGAAGAUUGAGAUUGACCCCCAGUUCCAGGUGGUGCGGACGCAGGAGACCCAGGAGAUCAGAACCCUCAACAACCAGUUUGCUUCCUUCAUUGACAAGGUGCGGUUCCUGGAGCAGCAGAACAAGGUCCUGGAGACCAAGUGGCACCUGCUGCAGCAGCAGGGGGUGAGUGGCCGCCCGCAGGGCCUGGAGCCUGUCUUUGAGGCCUGCCUGGCUCAGCUCAGGAAGCAGCUGGAGCAGCUCCAGGGAGAACGAGGGGCUCUGGAUGCAGAGCUGAAGGCCUGCCGGGACCAAGAGGAGGAGUAUAAGUCCAAGUACCAGGAGGAGGCCCACAGGCGCGCCACACUUGAAAAUGACUUUGUGGUCCUCAAGAAGGAUGUGGAUGGGGUUUUCCUGAGCAAGAUGGAGUUGGAGGGCAAGCUGGAAACUCUGAGGGAGUACAUCUGCUUCUUGAAGCGUCUGUAUGAAGAAGAGCUGGCCCAGCUCCAGACCCAGGACAGUGACACGUCUGUGGUGCUGUCCAUGGACAACAACCGCUACCUGGACUUCAGCAGCAUCAUCACUGAGGUCCGCGCCCGGUACGAGGAGAUCGCCCGGACCAGCAAGGCUGAGGCUGAGGCCCUGUACCAGACCAAGUACCAGGAGCUUCAGGUGUCUGCCCAGCUUCAUGGGAACAGCAUUCAGGAAACUAAAGUCCAGAUCUCUCAGCUGCGCCAAGAGAUUCAGAGGCUGCAGAGUCAGAUUGAGAACCUCAAGAAGCAGAAUGCCAGCCUGCAGGGCGCCGUCGCUGAUGCCGAGCAGCGUGGGGAGCUGGCCCUCAAGGAUGCUCAGGCCAAGGUGGAUGAGUUGGAGGCCGCUCUGAGGAUGGCCAAGAAGAACUUGGCCCAGCUGCUGCGCGAGUACCAGGAGCUGAUGAGCAUGAAGCUCUCCCUGGAUGUGGAGAUCGCCACGUACCGCAGGCUGCUGGAGAGCGAGGAGUGCAGGAUGUCUGGGGAGUGUCCCAGCCAGGUCACUAUCUCCUCGGUGGGAGGCAGUGCUGUUGUGUCUGGAGGAGUUGGUGGAGGCCUGGGGGGCACCUGUGGACUCGGUGGCGGCAAAGGCAGCUCGGGGUCCCGCUGCACCAGCGUCGUGACUGGAGGCUCCAGCAUCCUCCUGGGCUCUGGGAAGGACCCUGUUUUGGGUUCCCGCUCUGUGUCUGGCUCCAGCUCUGGUUCCAGCUGCCACACCAUCCUGAAGAAGACAGUUGAGUCAAGUCUGAAGACAUCCACCACUUACUGAGUGACCCAGCAGCCACGUCCUUCCUGAAUGCGUUUGGCCUGCUCCCCCCAUCAGCCGGCUCUGCAAGGCCAACUCUGCAUCCACUGCCCACAGCCCAAGCCAGCCCACAGUGGAUGCUGCAAAAAUCAAUAAAAUCUCCCUGCCUG